AUGGGCAUGCUGAAAAGAACGUUUUCCUCAUCCAACAGGAAAAAGAGGCAGCGGUCGAGGGGAAACAAGCAAGCGGGGCACCAGUCCGAUAGCGGCUUCAAGGCCCUGGAGGAUUACUUAAUAGACCACGCGCAGUUUGACAGGAGUGGUGGAGCAGCAGGUGGUGUAGUGGGUGGUGCAGUGGGCAGUGUAGUGGGCGGUGCAGUGGGUACCCGGCAAAAUGGCGCGAAUUGGGGCUCGAAACACUCCGCGCUGAGUGGAAAAGGAGCUAAUGCGAAACCAGCUAGCGCAAAAUCCAAGAGCGGACAGCAGCUAGCCAGGCGGGAGGUCAAAAAAAAGGGAAACUUAAAGCGAAUAAUACGCAACACCCUCUGUCUAUUCAAGUCACCAAAUUUAAGGAACUUAAUAUUUAAAGAAGCAAAGGUAACUGAGCCGGAAAAAAAAAUUUUAAACAUUAAGUUCGUCGUAAAUGAGGAGCCAACCGAGAGUCGCCCCCAGAGUGUGCUAACCCAUAAGAAGAGCAUCGAAGUGAGCAAAUUUGCAGAAAGUAAAAAACAGAUUGUCACUAAGAAUGCCAAAAUAAUUCCAGUGAAGAAACCUUCCCAAGCUGUAAUCGAUAAGCCCGUAAGUAAAAAAAUUGAGUUGAAGGAAGAGAUCUCCGAGGGUAACUCGCAAACGAGUGAAUCGUCCCUGCCAUGCAGUGAGCCAUUCGAAAAGUGCUACAAGGUGGAAAUAAACAAAUCCCGAGUUCCUCGGCUGCAGGAGUUAUUUGGGCAGAUGAGAAAGGGGAGUGACUCCACGGGGGUGGCGGGAGAGGCGGCUGGCGGCAAGGCGGACAAACGCGUCGGCAGGUGCAACAUGUUGGGGGGUAGCAGUGAAAGCGGUGAAAGUAGUGCAAGCGGUGAAAGUAGCAAAAGUGGCGAAAGCAGCGAAAAGUGCAAACGCCGUGGUAGAUGCCCCCCCUUGGGCGAAGAAGCCCAGGCGAACGACCCCACAGGAUGCAAAACCAACGUCUUCAAUAACCUACUACAAAGCGUGAAACCGUGCAGAAGCUACAACAUAGAUGUGGGCCACCCAUUAUACAACUUCUUGUGCAAAAGUGAAGACUCCUUCUUAAGUUCCAACUGGCACGACCGAAUCAAUUACGCAUUCCGAAACAUCUGGGCCUUAAAGGAGUACAUGCACGAUGACAAAAGUGAGGGCGAAAGAGAAAAGGAGUUUUAUAACGAGCUAGAAUUAUUUCACAUGGCCAGCAAGAUAGGGGCCUGCGGAUUAAUAUACUCUCUCUUCUUUCGCAAGCAAGAGUUGAAGAAUGACUCAAUAAGUUAUUUUAAAAAAUGUUUCGUCCAAGUGUCUAAGGAGAACUACCCUCACAUUUACAAAAUAUACAAACCCAAAUUUGAUGAUGAUUUAGUUUUCCUAUUUGACAGUCUCGUCUUUACAGUAAUUUUGGGCAGCAGAAGGAAUGGCGUCAAUUAUAACAUGGCUAGAAAAAUAUACAGCAAUGAUAUGAAGGGGAAGAAUGUUCUAUGCGAUUGUAUAUUUGCUCUGAAAAACGGUUCGAAGUUUGCCUUACCUGUGGCUAGCCAAAUUGACUUCAUGGGGAUGCGCGUCAUUUCGGAGCCGCUAAUGCCUUUAAGUGAGGCCCACCCCCCUGUUGAUGUGAUUAAGGAUAUCUUCAGAGGGUUCACAUUUAGCAAUUACAUGAGUGAUGGUGGUGGCAGCGAAGGUGCCACUGAGAAUGGUCACCUCACUGGGAAGCAAACAAUGAAGAAAACGCCCCAAAAUGAAGGUAAAAAUUUACCCAAGGAGGAAAAGCAUCUAAAAAGGAAAAAAGAAAAAAUGUUCUACGAAAGGCUGCUUCUAGAAAUGGAAAACUACGACCAUGAGCUCUACCAGCAGAUAAAGCAAAUGGGCGAUUCUGUGAAUUACCACUGCUGUAUUCUCCCCUUUGGAUUCUCCAACUACUACGAAUGUAAAGUAUUUAAAAAGAGAAACAACGUAAAACUUUUCAAAUCGCUGAUUGACAAUCUGUUCGUUGUACGGGGGGCAGAAGAGGUACUCCCCCCUUAUGUGGACAACUCAGCUGGGGGAAACUUCACCAAAAGGAUAAGAUACGAAUUCAUAAAAAAUUUCUACCCGCACUCGUUAAGCAAUACCACCUUAAACAUUGAUGUUAAGAAUUAUGAGUAUAAAAAAUGUAAAAAUAAUGUGGACCUUUUGAAGGACGCCAGUAGGGAGUGCCUCCACAACAUUCACAAUUAUAUUUUACCCAAAGUUGUUAGCAUCGUCGCAAAUUUCAGCGACAGUUUUGACGUCACGCAGGUUUAUCACUCCCACGGGGUUAACAUGCAUCACCUGGGACGUCUUCUAAGCACCGAUAGGGAUACUGCACCCCCGGAGUUCCUGUCACAGACCAUCUGCAGGGAGAUUAUUUGCCGCACGUUGAAGUCCAUAUAUUAUGAGCACAUACAUUCGUUUUUGUUAGGAGUACUGGGAAGGGGCAAAAGGGGUAGCAGUGGAAGCUGCAAAGGGGGGAAUCACCGCUGGUUUGACAAUGCCCACUCUGUUUCCCCGUUCUCUAAUGAGGAGCAUACCCACCAUUAUGACCGCGUCAGGGGGGGCACACCAGAACAAUGCAACCAAUUUAUCUGCUUCUGCGAAAAGUGCUUCACGGAGUGGGAUUACUUCCCCGAGGUUGUGCCACAUAAGUUUCUAAUUCGGUUGGCAAACCUAACCCUAAAUGUCAGGGCAGUAGAUUCAGUGCAGUUCUGGCACCAGGUGCUAAUUCCAGAGUGCAUGAAAAAAUUUAAAGUCAAUCUGAAGGACCAUAUUAACAUUAAGGAGGUGGAAGUUUAUGGACUCCUCGUCUGCAUGGAGUACCACUUGGGCGUCUACUUUAACAAGGAGUGCAAGCGGAAUUAUAAAGUCAGGCUGCCUCUAACCUUGGAGGACAUGUGCGCCUUUGGCUCCAAGAAGGAGAGCGUCCUCUUUCCGAACGUGGCCCACCUGAGGGCGGUCUGCGAUUGGGGGGGCGCCUCUGAGAUGGGAGAAGUAAGUGAAGCGGUGAACGAAGUGGUGAACGAAGUGGUGAGUGACUUGGAGAGCAACGCGGAGAGAGAAUACCCGAGCUACCACUGUGACGACGAACCUAGCGCUGCAACCCCCCAUGGGUAUGCGCUUCAAACGGUCAGAAGUAACUCCCGUGAGAAGAGGCGGGGGUACAAUUACAAAUCCCCCUACAGGAGUGUCACCUCGGCUGCAAAGAACAACGCACAGAAGAGUUACAAAACUUCAGGUGGUACAGCAAGUGGAGGAUUGAAAGGCAACCCUACGUGGGAGAAAGGAGCUACCACAAGCAACUACGAUGAUAGUUCUUCCCCCUCCACCAGUGGUAGCAGCAAAGUAGGACACAAUAAUGUAUACACCUUGGUGGAUAAAAUGCGCAAGAAAAAAUGGUUAUCCAGGGGGGGGAGUACCCUUGCGGGAGGAAAACAAAAAAGGGAGCUUACACCUAGCGUUAGUGUGCAUAGCCGCAUAAGGGAGGACCCCCCUAGCAGAGUCCCCCCGCGUAGCAAUUUCCAAAGGAGUAACAUCGCUCUGUUUUACCCCAAAACAAAGGGAUGCUUUCCGAAGUAUGCCACGUGGAGUUUCAGAACGGUGGAAAAGCUAAUAUCAUCAAACGUCAUGAUGCAGGAGAAAUUUAAAGUAAAAAAUAUGCUAAGGGAAAACAUAGUCAACAUAAUACACCCGAAACGUAGUGACUUUCUACAAAUGAGCAACAUAUGCACAGUCGGGUCGUGCAACAAAAUCAGGAGCUUUAUGCAUGAGUAUAAUGUGCCUUGCCACCCCUACUGCAUACUGAAUGAAAAAAUGAAAUGCAUAAAUUAUGUUAGGGCUAAGAAGUGCAUUUAUCUCCUGCUAAAUGUUGGUCUCAAUAAAAACAUUUUCGAGCUAUCCAAACGGUUUUUGUGUCUAGCCUAUCUCCAUUUCGAGCAUGGCUAUGUGAAGAAGUGCCUAGACGUUUGCUACUACAUUUAUGGAGUCAUUCCGAACAUAGGGACGGUAAGGAGGGACAUACUCGCCCUAAUUCUUCAGUGCAAAGUGAAGGAGGGGAAUAUAGACGACGCGCUGAUCAUUUACAAGCUCAUCGUCAUUUUUAACAAAUUUUAUGAGGGGCACGGGAACAGCCUCCACACGCUCAUCUGCAAUGUGCUAAUGGCUAGCUACUACUAUGAUAGGGCAAACGAGCGCACGGGGAGAGGCACCCGGGGGGAGGGAAUCUGUGAAAGCAACAUCUACGAUAACGACAUUUGCGAUGACGAAUGGGAGGAUCACCUCGGUAAGGUUCCCCGUGCAGAGUGCAGAAACCACAACCGGGGUGAUCACCAAACGGGGGAAGCUACCACAAGUAAGGGAUGCGCAAAGAAGAAGCUGAUGCUAGACCAAGUGGACCACCUCGAGUUAAAGAAAAAGUAUCUACUAAAGGCACUGCAUUACUCGGAGGAAAGCUAUCGAGCCAUUUCGACAACGCUAUGUGAUGUGUCUACCCAUUACGUGUGCAUAUAUGCCCUGAUACUACAAGGGAAUAUUCUAAUGGGGCUACACAAAUUCCAGAGCGCGAUCAAAUAUUACACUAUAUCGCUGCAAAAUUGCGAACGAGCCAAACUGCCCAACUUUGUUACUUUGCAAAAUAAGUGCCUCCUAGCGGACUCGUUAAAAAAUAACGGCAAUUAUGAUAAAGCCAUCGAAAUAGCAGAAGAGUGUCUGAAGGCAUUAAGCAGCUGCACGCAGUCGUCUCGCAGUCUAACGCUGUGUGUAAUUUUUCGGCUAGCUGAGAUGAAGCAGUACAUAGGCUGUAGAGAUUUAAUUUACCCAAAUAUCUUCCUAGACAACAUUUCCAAUGCUCACAUUAAAAAGAAAAUUACCUGUUCAGAUUUUCUGAUUUUCGAAAAGAACUACUUAAAUGAAAAGAAUAAAAAGUUUCGGAAGGAGGCAAUUGACUUGUACAUCAUAUUGUAUGAUAAGUUAAGAAGCCAGAAGAACUACAACCUCGUUUUUGCGAAAGACAUCUUCGGCUGCUACUACACCAAGGGGGAGUUGUCAUACUGCCGGGGUGGGAAAGGAGGCAUGCCGGGGGAUGCCACGCGGGGGGAUGCCACGCGGGGGGAUACCAUGCAGGCGGAUACCAUGCAGGAGGAUGAAAUGGAAAAAAUAUUCCUGGUCAUACGAGAGAUCCUCAAAAUAAAGGUCAUUUCGCUAAGCAUGAAGAAGCAGUUCAUGCUGGCUUCCAAACUGCUGGGCAUCGUGCUAACGAAGAAUUCUUCCCCUUUUGUAAGAGAACUGACUCUGCUGAAAAGGGGGGCAGAAAAGAACCGACUGUAUGGGAAGUCCCACCCUGACGAGUGCACCUCCACGGGGGUGCAGCCCAGCGAGGCAAAAAGGGAAGACCACUUGGGUAGCACGGCGCGCUACCCUAACAAUGACCUGUACAUAGCCGACCUGCUUAGUGAUGUGCACACAAAUGGCGAGCAAAAAUAUACCAAACAAACUUUACAUUUCCAACUGGGCGAUUUCCACCAAAGUAGGCAGAGCAAUUUCUUCCACAGAAGUUGUUACACACGUGAAUACGACUACAUAUCUAUCGAGAAGCUCCUCUUCGAUGAUACCUAUUUUGUAAUAGAUGAUAUAUGCAAGUGGUGCUAUUCCAAAUGUGACGCGUAUAAUAGUAAGCAGAAUGUUGGGGCCGAAACCGAUGCUGCUUACUUGCUAAACCCGAGCAUAUGGUUUGAUUUACUUUUCUUUUCCGUCAUGAAAGGCACUUGUAGUCACACCGAACUGCUCAUCCUCAUCGACUUGGUUAAAUUUUUCCUUACUCCUUUGCAAAAGCAGCUAAUUUUAUUUCGCGUCAAAUCGUUAAGCAGUAUUAGCGGGAAUGAGCAGUACUCAGAGUAUAUACAGCACUUGCUAGACAAUGAGGGGAAGGAAAUUUUGCGCGUUAUGAAUAUCCUGGAUAAGGAAAAAAAUUCAGGCAAUUUGUGCGUAGGUGCACACCCCGAACUUUCCAAUUUGCACAAAAAGGAUGUGAUGAAAAAUGUGGACUUUUUGUCUAACAUAAUUGUGACCAACCCUUGGCUUAUGUCGCCUUCCAAUACGUUUGACAGCGCGAGGUGA
Molecule: messenger RNA, 6174 nt
Organism: Plasmodium vivax (malaria parasite P. vivax)
Lineage: Eukaryota; Apicomplexa; Aconoidasida; Haemosporida; Plasmodiidae
Exons: 1
Coding region: 1-6174 (2057 amino acids)
Molecular function (GO): protein binding
Source: RefSeq, a predicted model, not a curated record